UAACUGCCACCGUUGAAUCUGAAAUUUCUCAUUGGACUUGUUCACAUGAAAUUGACAUCACCUCGUGUGUAUAUAUAUAUACAUAUACAUAUAUAUAUCACUGCACUACUACAUCUCAUCCCAUGCAUUGAAAGUUGAAAGCCUCAAAAACACAUAGCUCACCCUCAAUACUCUCGAGUCUCAAAUUAUUAAAUAUAUAGCUAGGUAGGUUAUUAUUGAAGAUGGGAAACUACAUUUCUUGCACUCUAUCAACAAUAGGAAGCAAGCAUUGGAGAGACAUAAAGGUGAUAUUCCCUAGUGGAGAGAUAGGGCAGUUCGAAGAAGGAGUUAAAGCAGCAGAACUGAUGCUUGAGAUGCCAAGCUUCUUUGUGGUGAACACGCGGUCUUUACAGAUUGGACGAAGGUUUUGUGCACUGAACGCAGAUGAAGAGCUUGAGUGUGGCAACGUUUAUGCGAUGCUUCCCAUGAAGAGGCUUAACUCUGUGGUCACAGCUUCUGACAUGGGUGCCUUGUUGAUCACUGCCAAAAGGGUAUCUGCCAAAGUGAGGGUCGUCCCAGAGAAGGAAGCAGAAGAGGCCAAUAAGUUGAAUUUGAAGCUGGAUGAGAUUGAAGAGUUUUCUAGCCCUGAGUUCAUGCAUAGGUUGUCUAUGAGCAGGUCAAAGAAGCCUUUGCUUGAGACCAUAGCAGAAGAACCCGUGUGUUCAAGAUCAUGAUCCAUCACAAAUUCAAUGGACUGCCUUCUCAAUCUCAACAUUAAUUGUUCAAUUCUUCUCGACCAAGUCCAGUUUGUGGCUUUCUUGUGAUUGUGGGUCUACCAGUUAUGCGUACACGGCAUUACUUUUAGGAAAUUUUAUUUAUUCUGAUUGGAAUUGUAUGUAAUACUAAAACUAAUUCAAAACAUACAGUACUAGGCUAUUCUUAAUUAUAUUCAAUUGUUAGAUUUUAUUGGAUAAAAAUUCAACCAAAUUAUUGUACGUUUUCGGUUAGGAUUGAGAGCGAAAUUUUAUAGUGCCUAUUUGUAUCUCUUAACAUGCAUCGCAAGAUUUAAUUGAUAUAACUUGGUUCCUGUUUAUCGGAUUGAAGGAAUCUCAAGUUGCACCGCCAUCUAAUGGUGCUUU
Messenger RNA from Cajanus cajan (pigeon pea), 1118 nucleotides. RefSeq lists its product as uncharacterized. The record is from RefSeq and is a predicted model, not a curated record. Lineage: Eukaryota; Viridiplantae; Streptophyta; Magnoliopsida; Fabales; Fabaceae.